UUUGAAGUACCAAAGCCAAAAGAAACUUCAAGAAUGGGGACCAUAACAUGUGGCAAUUGUGGUCUCCAAGGGCAUAGGUACACAAACUGUCUUAAACAGUUGAAGCCUGAGCUAGCUUUGAGGAAGAAUAAGCAUGUGGCUAAUCCAAGUACCUCACAGCCAAGAGCUGCUGGUCCUUCUACUGCACCAACAGCAAGACAACCAAGACCUGCUGCUUCUGCUCCUACACCACCAUCAUCUGCAAGAAGAGGAGCUGGCAGAGGAAGAGGAGCUGCUACUUCUACUACAACACCACCAUCUGGAAGAGGAAGAGGAGCUGGCAGAGGAAGAGGAGCUGCUACUUCUACUACACCACCACCAUCUGGAAGAGGAGCUGGCAGAGGCAGAGGAAGAGCUGGAAGAGGUGCUCCAAUGCCAUUCAUUGCCCCAAGGCAAUAUGCUGACAUUCCUACUGAUGGCACACACACUGGAUGGAUGUCCUACUUCACUGCUAGCAUGGCAGGUGGAGUUAUCUUCUGAUGCUUCAGUUGUAGCCAAGUUAGUUAGUUGCUUCAGUUGUAGCCAAGUUGUAAUGGAUCAAGUUGUAAUAGAUCAGUGA
Molecule: messenger RNA, 598 nt
Organism: Triticum dicoccoides
Lineage: Eukaryota; Viridiplantae; Streptophyta; Magnoliopsida; Poales; Poaceae
Exons: 2
Coding region: 134-598 (154 amino acids)
Source: RefSeq, a predicted model, not a curated record